Molecule: messenger RNA, 1503 nt
Organism: Aspergillus candidus
Lineage: Eukaryota; Fungi; Ascomycota; Eurotiomycetes; Eurotiales; Aspergillaceae
Product: FAD-dependent oxidoreductase
Exons: 3
Coding region: 210-1274 (354 amino acids)
Molecular function (GO): D-amino-acid oxidase activity; FAD binding
Source: RefSeq, a predicted model, not a curated record
GGUACUCAGUAGUGUGUUAAAUUGAGGAAACCGCCCUCCGUAUCUCCUGCCGCAAUCUUCCGGACCAGUGGACGGGGGUUUUAAUAUCGUCACGUAUCCCUGCCUUUCCUGCACUUUCUUCGCAUCUGCGCCUACGGUGCCUCCGCUGGCACUCUCUUUCCUCUUUCUUUGAAAAGACAGUUCAGGGUAUACCAUAUUGCAACCACAGAAUGGGAGAACUGAGCCCACGGAGCCCCGCGGAAGGCUUGCCCUUUGCGCAGCGGCCUAUUGUCAUCUUGGGAGCAGGGAUCAUUGGAUGUGCCACGGCACGUCAACUUCUCCUCAACGGGUUCGCCGUCGUCGUCGUGGCCGAGUAUCUGCCGGGAGACCAGAACCCGUGGUAUGCUUCGGCAUGGGCGGGAGCCGCCUGGCAUGCGGCCGCGGGCAUCAGUCCUGAACACCGCUAUAUCCAAGCGGUGACCCAUCGUCACCUGCUGAAGAUGGCACAGGAAGAUCCUCAGUCAGGGGUGUGUAUCGUCGAUGCGCGCGAAUACCUUGACAUGCCUCCAUCGGAGAAUUCCUCCGUGUGGGGCAAGAAGGUAGCGGCCAAUUUCCGGGACCUGAAAUCGGGCGAGUACCCUGCCGAGUACAACUCUGGAUGGGCGUACGACUGCCUGGUCACCGACCCGACGCUCCACAUGCCCUAUCUGGGAAAGCAGGUUUCGGCUCUCGGUGGGCACUUCAUUCGGAAGCGGGUGGACUCUCUGCAGGAUCUCUAUACCAUGUUCCCGGAGUCGAGCGUUUUCAUCAACGCAAGUGGCGUUGGGAGCAAGUCGCUGAGCGACGUCCAGGACGACAAGUGCUUCCCCGAGCGAGGCCAGAACGUCUUCUACCGCACCGAGCAGUGCCGCCGGUUAUACUUGCGUGUCGGCAAAGAGUACACAUACAUUAUCCCUCGGCCGCUCUCCAACGGGGUAGUCCUGGGUGGGGUCAAACAGAGGGACAACCUCUCCCCCGAGCCUGACAUGGAAAUUGCGCGGGACGAGAUCGCCCGUGCACACCGUCUCGCCCCUGAAAUCGUGCCCGCAAACCCACCCGAAUCCUCCCUCAGUCACAUUGUGGGUAUCCGGCCCUCACGGGAAGGUGGAUUCCGUCUCGACUCCCAGCAGAUCGGCGAUCGCGUCAUCGUGUCCGCCUACGGGUUUGGCGGCGGCGGAUAUGCCUUCUCGUACGGUAUCGCCGAUGCCGUCGCCAAGAUGGUGGAAGAAGCAGAGCGGACAAAUGUGGUUUCGUGAUGGACGAAUCCGACCCGGAUGGUAGCGCAGCUAGCAGGUCUUGAGCCCGAUAGUUAUCGGGACCAGCUGGACUGGGCGGUCGCCUGUAGUCCAGCGUCAAUGUGUACUUUUGAUAGCGUUUAUGGCCCAAUACAUGUUUAAUUUCCACAAUAUCAGCCCCGUGCCGUCUUCUCGAAUGUCUAGUAUACUGACCGUCGUAGGUGCCUCAGGCACGAAUCUCCCGUCGUCG